Messenger RNA from Rhopalosiphum maidis (corn leaf aphid), 2336 nucleotides. RefSeq names its product acetyl-coenzyme A transporter 1-like. The record is from RefSeq and is a predicted model, not a curated record. Gene Ontology annotation, cellular component: membrane. Bases 629 to 2230 code for a protein of 533 amino acids. The transcript is spliced from 10 exons. NCBI's taxonomy places the organism in Eukaryota, Metazoa, Arthropoda, Insecta, Hemiptera, Aphididae. Gene Ontology annotation, molecular function: acetyl-CoA transmembrane transporter activity.
CCUAUAUACCUAUAUAAUCGUCCAUACCGUCAAUAUAGACUAAGAACUACGCGUUAGAUAACGUAAUUACUAGUAGAUAACAUACGACACCAAAAAUUUGUUCGUAGAUAGCAUACGACACGUGUGCCAUUGUUUUUUGCACAUAGAUACAUAUGUAUUGUGCGAAAGAAGAAGGUAUAAUUUUCAGUGAUUUCUUAUACCACUAAUGAUUCCACGACAGCCCACUAGGUAGGUAUGGGUACUAUACGUGUUACCUAUAAAGUUCAAAAAAAUUUUGACAGAGAAUAGGUGUAGUAAUUUUUGGCUAUGAUUAAUCAACAUAAUUACGAAGUACGCACAUUGCAUUGCAUUGUAAAUGUUUAUUAUGGUUGUCUUCUAAAGUUCUAACUAGGACGGCAGCACAGUGUAACCGAACGACGGGGCUGACUGACGGAGACGCCGAAUUUGAUGAUAUAAUAUAUGGACGGUGUUGGCACAAACAGCGACGACAGCACGCAAGAGGCGACGGACGGUUAAAUGUUAUAAUUAUUUUAAAAGAAAAGGAAAAAGACAUUCAAUUAGUUUUUUUUUCGGAAAAACUGUUCAUAAGUUUCCAUGAGUCAUAUAAUCAGGCACAAAUUGCCAUAAUAUGACGGUACCACAGGUAGAAGAUGAACAAGAACAUCUUUCAGCAUUGACAGUAGUCGAUGAUUCGAAUUCAGCCGACGUUCCGAAUCUGAAAGGUGAUUGGCAUAACAUUUUUAUAUUGUUAGUACUGUAUACAAUGCAAGGCAUAGCAGGUUUCGGUUUCUACAAAGGAGUGAUGAUACUUAUGCAAACCAACAAACACAUAACAUAUAAAGUCCAGGCUCUUUUUAGUAUAGUUACAUGGCCAUAUAAUUUGAAAAUGAUCUGGGCACCUUUAGUAGAUGCGUUCUGUGUACAAAAAAUGGGAAGACGAAAAUCUUGGCUAAUACCUAUUCAAUAUUUAAUUGGAGGAUGUUUCAUAUAUAUAGGCAAUAAUAUUAACGAAUGGUUGCCAGAAACGGAAAAGCCAGACGUAUUGAAAUUGUUUUACGCGUUUUUAUUCCUUCAAAUCUUGGUAGCCACGCAAGACAUAGUUGUCGACAGUUGGGCACUAACAAUGCUAAAGAAGAAUAACGUGGUGUAUGCAUCAACUUGCAAUGCGGUAGGCGCACCACUGGGCAUAAUGAUGGGCUCCUUUUUUCUCGUUUUGUUUACAUCAGAGAAUUUUUGUAACACGUACUUACGAUUUGCACCGGUUACAGGAGGAAUAGUGACCAAGGAAUAUUUAUUUUACUGUUUGGCCGUUCUUUUAACUUUAAUAACAACAUUGAUUUUGAUCUUCAAAAAAGAAAAAGAAUACAGGUCAGAGGACAACUACAUAAAGCUCAACGUUAUUCAAAAUUACUUACUGAUAUGGGAUAUUUUAAAAAAACCUAGUUUCCGGGUAUUGAUGUUGGCAUUGUUGACAGAGGAGAUUGGAUUUGCUACAACUGUACCAAAUUUAUUGAUUUUGAAACUUAUUGAAACAGGAAUGCCAAAAGACAAUAUUAUGGUAAUAAGUUCAUCAACGUACAUUGUAAACAUUAUUACUCCGAUCAUUAUAUCAAAAUACACUUCGGGACCUAAACCAAUGAGCUUAUUCUUAAAAGUAACACCCUUCAGAUUAAUUGUGAACAUUAUGUUUGUUAUAUUUUUAUAUCAUACAACAAAAUUCCUUGCAACUUAUGGAAAUACAGGUUUUCCAAUAUAUUACUAUGCAGUUUUAGCAUUAAUAUUCAUAAUAAAUAACGUUCUAGGCAUGACUAUGAAAGUGUCUAAAUUUUCUUUAUUCAAUCGUAUAAGUGAUCCUCGUUUUGGUGGUACAUAUAUGGCGUUAUUGUGUACGUUUUAUUAUUUGGGAACGUUUUCAUCGACUUCACUGGCGAUUUCAAUGAUAGAUAUUUUAACAUUUAAAGAAUGUCCAUUAAAUUAUAAUAACAAUUGUUCUACAUCAAAUCAAAACAACACGUGUAAAACAAACGGAAGCAGUUGCGUUGUAACAGUUAACGGCUAUUACGUAGAAUCGGCUCUGUGUAUAUUGUUUGGAAUCGGAUGGUACUAUAUUUUCAGAGGUAUUCUUAAAAAACUCCAAGUUAAGAGCCCUUCCCAUUGGAUGGUCAAUGUAAAAAACAAUAAAAUGAAGAAAAAUAAAACAGCUGAACACACAAUGGUCGAAAACUCAUAGUAAAGGUUAUUAACUUUCUCAUGAAUAAAACUAAAAUUGGUCAACCAAUAAUAGUUUUGCAUUUUAAUAUUUUAGCUUAGUUAAUCCUAGUUUAUUUAUAUUAAAU